This is a messenger RNA of Ostreococcus lucimarinus CCE9901, 1290 nucleotides long. RefSeq lists its product with no specific name. The transcript has a single exon. The record is from RefSeq and is a predicted model, not a curated record. Lineage: Eukaryota; Viridiplantae; Chlorophyta; Mamiellophyceae; Mamiellales; Bathycoccaceae. The coding region runs from base 106 to 1251 and encodes 381 amino acids.
CGCGCGACGAACGCGGCGCCCGCGGCGACGACCGCGCGCGUCGCGCGACGCGCGCGCGCGACGCGGGCGACGCGAACGCUCGCGAACGCGCGCGUCGCGCGCGCGAUGCGAGGCGACGACGCGCGAAGGCGGAGGGUUCGCCGCGAGAGCUCGGCGAGCGGGACGGCGGGCGAGCGGGACGAUCGCGAGGGAAACGCCGCGAGCGAGCGCGACCGGGGAGGUGAUCGCGCGUCGACGUCCGCGCGAUCGUCGAAAGAAGGAUCGUCGUUGGAACGGCAGAUCGCGGUGACGCAAAGAUUGCGCGAGGGGUUCGAGAGAGAUCCGUUUCUGCGCGAGCUCGGGCGGGAGGCGUUCGCGGCGAACGUCGAGUACGACAACGACGUGCACGCCGUGCGCGGAUUGGACGAGUAUCGAGAGCUCAUGGAACACUUUAGCGAUGCGACGAAGUCGGCGUUGAAGGGGUUCAAGUUUGUCACGCGAAGAGCGAGCUCGAUCGAGCCGGGGGUGUUGCUCAUUCAGUGGACGGCGGUGUGGGAGGGCGCGCGAUUUGGCAAGAAGUUUAGUAAUCUCUUGCUCGGUUCCAUGCACGAAGGCGCAGUUCGCAGGAUCGUGGAAGGUGAGUACGGGGAGAAGGUUGCACCGGGAUACCCGGCGACGGCGACGGUGGCGGACGGGAAGGAACCCAGAACCGACUUGAAUUUCCGACUCUUUGGGAGAACGACAUACAAGGUGAACAGGGACGGCCUCAUCGCCAGUCGCUUGGACAGGAUUGAUUUUCGCACCGAUCCCGAGCCUGGAAGUCAAUCUGGAGACGACUUCUUCCCCGAGACGCCCGAAGAAGAGGAAGCGGAGUGGGAGCAACUAGCGGAAGAAACGGCGGUGAACAUGUUUUACAACACUCUCUCGCCGCCGGGGAAAAAUGAAACGUCUUGGUUCCUGGACGUUCUCAUCGAGCUCGAAUGGCAAAGCUUUCAGCGACAGAUGGGAGACACCACCUCGGUGUUGUCCAAGCAAGAAUACGUAUCGGUGAUUUACGCCGUGCUGGCGAGCGCCAUCGCGGCGCCGAUUUUCAUCAUCGUCGGCUUGACGGCGCUCUUGCUGUCGCCCGACCAAGCCGGCGAUCCCGAUUCUUUAGAUGCCGCGAUGACGAUGGGUUCGGACCUCGCAAAACUCGAUACGGGUGCGAAUGGAUCACCCGUGUGGGGUGCGGAUGUUUUCCUCGAUCUUUACAAGGGAAAGAUUGGGGCUUAGUAGCGAGCGACGAAAUUUCGUUUCGGUCCCCGUCGCCGC